Molecule: messenger RNA, 1290 nt
Organism: Botrytis sinoallii
Lineage: Eukaryota; Fungi; Ascomycota; Leotiomycetes; Helotiales; Sclerotiniaceae
Exons: 1
Coding region: 1-1290 (429 amino acids)
Source: RefSeq, a predicted model, not a curated record
AUGGGCAAUGUCUAUGGCGGCUCUAGUCUCAACAUAGCUGCCACUGGAGCACGAAAUGGUAACGACGGGUUAUUCUUCAAGAGGGAUCUGAAUUUGGUACGGACUGUGGAUUUGAUGACGCAAGUGGAAGACCAGAAGAACUGCUUUGGGGCCAAUGACUCUAAGAGAGACAACUUAGGGCUUGCAUGGGUCUGUGUGGAUGGAUCGAUGUAUAGGCGAGCAUGUCAUGAGUCACCAUUAUAUCAACGAGCGUGGACCUUUCAAGAACGUUUUUUAAACCCUCGCACUCUACAUUUUGGAAACCCUCAGAUAAUACUUAGAUGCCAUACACGCGUAAACUAUGAAACGUUUCCAGAGACUAGGCCAACUGAUUUCGAAGAGGGAGAUACUGUGGAAUCUCAAUAUUGCACUUUUCGCCGUGCUUGGUCAAUCAUAGUUGAAAACUAUUCGAAAAGCCAGCUGACAAUAAGCAGUGACAAGCUUGUGGCAUUGUCAGGUGUUGCUAAACAUUUCGCUAACAAAUAUAAGGUUGAAUAUCUUGCAGGAAUAUGGAAGGAGCAUUUGCCCCACGCUCUAGUAUGGUCAGUAGAUGACAAAGAUGGAACAGGGCCACCUCCACUUCGGGGACCAAGUUGGUCUUGGGCGAGUAGAAAUGGGCCUAUAAAACACGAUAGGACAUACUCUUUUGUCACAACACCUUAUGACGACCGCUCGAGCCCUUGGGAGGCGGAUGACUUUAUAGUUCUGGAUGUUCAGGUUCGGACAACUACACCUGAUUUAUACGGUCAUUGCCUUGGUGGAACAAUGCGUAUCGAGUGUGUCAAUCUACUAAAUGGAACCGAAACUCCUGGCGGAGUAUAUCCACACAGAUCCAGCAAAACCGUGCAUAUUGGGGAGGAAUCGUUCAGCAUCAAUUAUUAUCUUGAUGGCUGGAGAGGUCAUCAUACAAUAUAUUUGCUGAAGACAUUCUCGCGAAAUAAGCUGGGAAAUCCGAAACCUUUUUACGCAAGCAGCUCAAACGUUCAAUGUAGACCUCUCCCUUUUUUCCCUCCAAUUCCUGGAGCUCACGACUGUGAAGAGGGGCUUAUAAUAGCUCCUGUCGCUAGCAAGAAGGGGGUCUUCACACGCGUGGGGAUUUAUCAAGUUCCAGUGUAUGGUGGAACUUUGCAAGACUUCGAGAACUUGAGAAAUAAGGGCGAGCUUUCAUUUGAGAACAAGCUAUCGUUAUAUCAAGGAGUAUCAGGGGUCAAUAAAGCAGGACAUCAAACGUAUAUUAUCACUCUUGUCUAA